Grosmannia clavigera kw1407 is the source of this 360-nucleotide messenger RNA. RefSeq names its product autophagic death protein. Gene Ontology annotation, molecular function: phosphatidylethanolamine binding. NCBI's taxonomy places the organism in Eukaryota, Fungi, Ascomycota, Sordariomycetes, Ophiostomatales, Ophiostomataceae. The transcript is spliced from 3 exons. Gene Ontology annotation, biological process: cellular response to nitrogen starvation; macroautophagy. Gene Ontology annotation, cellular component: fungal-type vacuole membrane; cytosol; autophagosome. The record is from RefSeq and is a predicted model, not a curated record. Bases 1 to 360 code for a protein of 119 amino acids.
AUGCGCUCCAAGUUCAAGGACGAGCAUCCGUUUGAGAAGCGCAAGGCCGAGGCCGAGCGCAUCCGCCAGAAGUACGCGGACCGGAUUCCGGUCAUUUGCGAGAAGAUCGAGAAGAGCGAGAUCGCAACCAUCGACAAGAAGAAGUACUUGGUACCGGCCGACCUGACCGUGGGCCAGUUUGUCUACGUGAUUCGCAAGCGCAUCAAGUUGGCGCCCGAGAAGGCCAUUUUUAUCUUUGUCGACGAGACGCUGCCGCCUACAGCGGCGCUGAUGUCAAGCAUCUACGAAGAGCACAAGGACGAGGACGGCUUCCUCUACAUCCAGUACUCGGGCGAGAACACGUUCGGCGUCGACGCCUGA